UGAAAUUCUUGUGUGGGGAACUUUGUAUUAAUUGUUGAUGCACUUGCAGCUCCUAUGCUGUUGUGGCCAACCAUUACUCUGCUCUUCUUAUUCCUGUUGCCCACCUGUUCAAGUCAUUCCAGUUUGAGUGACCUCACCAAGCCCAGACAUGAACUAAUUACAGCACACAAUGGUGUUGUUACCACCGAUGAUGGCCGGUGUUCAAGAAUUGGGAGAGAUAUUCUCAAGGAAGGAGGUAAUGCUGUAGAUGCAGCCAUUGCAGCUGCCCUUUGCUUAGGUGUUGUGAGCCCAGCAUCAAGUGGCCUUGGGGGUGGUGCUUUCAUGCUGGUCAGAUUAGCCAGUGGGAAGGUAGAAGCAAUGGAUAUGAGAGAAACUGCUCCUCUACAAGCUUCCCAGAAUAUGUAUGGUGAAAAUUCUGCACUGAAAGCUAGUGGUGCACUUUCUAUAGCAGUUCCAGGGGAACUUGCUGGCCUUCACAAAGCUUGGAAACAACAUGGGAGGCUUCCAUGGAAAAGGCUAGUAAGGCCAGCAGAAAAUCUUGCUCGAAAAGGGUUCAAGAUAUCUCCAUAUCUCCACAUGCAGAUGAAUAAAUCAAAAUCAGGGAUCUUUGCUGACAAGGGACUUCGUAAUAUUUUCACAUCAAAUGGGAGCCUACUGCAGCCAGGAGUUAUCUCCCACAAUAGAAAACUAGCAGAGACACUCAAAACCAUUUCAAUAUAUGGCCCAGAUGCAUUCUAUAAUGGUUCAGUUGGGCACAGUUUGGUUAGAGAUGUGCAGAAGUUUGGAGGAAUACUGACCAUGCAAGACCUGGAAAAGUAUCAAGUUAGAGUGAAGGAGCCAAUCUCAGCAAAAAUCUCUGGACUUGAGAUACUAAGCAUGCCUCCUCCAUCUGGUGGUGCUGCAAUGAUACUUGUUUUAAACAUUCUUGCUCAAUAUGGAUUCCCUCAGGGUGUUUCUGGCUCACUGGGGAUCCAUCGGCAAAUUGAAGCACUGAAACAUGCAUUCGCAGUGAGGAUGAAUCUUGGUGAUCCUGAUUUCGUUAAUGACUCACAAGUUCUAUCUGAUAUGCUCUCUCCCAAGUUUGCAGAAGAGUUGAAGAAAACCAUAUUUGAUAAUAUGACUUUCGGACCUAGUCAUUAUGGUGGCAGGUGGAACCAAAUCCAUGACCAUGGCACUAGUCAUAUGUCCAUAGUAGAUAGUGAGCGAAAUGCCGUCUCCAUGACUUGCACUGUAAACUCUUACUUUGGGGCACUGUUUCUAUCGCCAAGUACCGGAAUAGUGCUUAACAAUGAAAUGGAUGAUUUCUCAAUGCCUGUCAAUGCUUCUUCUGGUCUUCCACCAUCUGCUCCUGCCAAUUUUAUUAGACCAGGCAAAAGACCAUUAUCUGCUAUGAGUCCUACCAUUGUCCUCAAGGACAAGCAACUGAAAGCAGUUGUUGGUGCAAGUGGGGGAGCCAUGAUCAUUGCUGGAACAACAGAAGUGUUCUUGAAUCAUUUUGCCAGGGGAAUGGAUCCACUCUCUUCUGUUAUGGCUCCAAGGUCUUAUCAUCAGCUUAUUCCUAAUGUGUUAUUGUAUGAGAAUUGGACAACUGUCAUCGGUGACCACUUUGAAGUUCCAGCUCAUACAAGGGCAGACCUACAGAAGAAGGGCCAUGUCCUACAGAGCCUAGCUGGUGGGACUAUAUGCCAGAUUGUAGUGCACAGGUUGGAAGGUUUGAAAUCAAAAGGAGGGGUAAUCUUUGGGGAGCUUGUAGGUGUAAGUGAUCCAAGAAAAGGUGGCAUUCCAGCUGGCUUUUGAACUGUGAGAUAGCCUUUAUAAU
Messenger RNA from Telopea speciosissima, 1819 nucleotides. RefSeq names its product glutathione hydrolase 1-like. The record is from RefSeq and is a predicted model, not a curated record. Bases 55 to 1797 code for a protein of 580 amino acids. Gene Ontology annotation, biological process: glutathione catabolic process. Gene Ontology annotation, molecular function: glutathione gamma-glutamate hydrolase. NCBI's taxonomy places the organism in Eukaryota, Viridiplantae, Streptophyta, Magnoliopsida, Proteales, Proteaceae. Gene Ontology annotation, cellular component: plasma membrane. The transcript is spliced from 6 exons.